Diorhabda carinulata is the source of this 2621-nucleotide messenger RNA. RefSeq names its product protein yellow (gene y). The transcript has 3 exons. Lineage: Eukaryota; Metazoa; Arthropoda; Insecta; Coleoptera; Chrysomelidae. The coding region runs from base 229 to 1527 and encodes 432 amino acids. Gene Ontology annotation, cellular component: extracellular region. The record is from RefSeq and is a predicted model, not a curated record.
UGCGUUCGAAAGUGAGAAAUAGUCCAAAGAAUGAAGCGGUAUUUUCCUUUUUAAAAAUAUUACCAAUCACGAUAGCACAAGAAAAGUUUUUACUACUGAAGAAUUACUUCUGAAAUAAAGUGAAUGGGACGGACGCGUGUCGUACUAAAAAUUUAUAUAAAGUGAUACGAGAACUUUAAGAAGGCCUUUGAUUAAAAUCACUCAGUGAGCAACUUUUAACAAGCCAAAAUGCAAUAUUUACUAUUAGCAUUUCUUUUGGUUGAGACGGUAGUGUCUGUUCAAAAACUUCAAGAACAUUUUGCGUGGAACCAAAUAGAUUAUAACUUUCCCAACGAGGCUAUCCGAAGAAAUGCUUUGCUUACUGGUAGAUUCAAACCACAAAAUAAUUUACCAGUCGGAAUUGAAAUUUGGCAAGAUAAAAUGUUUAUUUCAGUUCCUAGGUGGAAAGAAGGAAUACCUUCAACUUUGAACUACAUCGAUUUAAAUAGUCCGGAGAAGAAUCCAAAAUUAACUCCAUAUCCAAAUUGGGCAUCGAAUGAAUUAGGUAACUGCGAAAAAGGCCUUAGCACAGUAUACCGAAUGAAAGCUGACGAAUGUGACAGACUUUGGGUACUAGAUACAGGUACUUUUGGUAUUGGAAAUACGACUCAAAAUCCUUGUCCGUACGCUUUGAACAUUUUCGAUUUAAGAACGAAUCAAAGAAUAAGAAGGUACGAAUUUAAACCUGAAGAUACCAAUCGAAAUACUUUCAUUGCUAAUAUCGCUGUGGAGCUAGGAUCCACUUGCGAGGAUAGUCAUGCUUACUUCAGCGAUGAAUUAGGUUAUGGCCUCAUUGUUUACUCAUUCAAAGAUAAUAAAUCGUGGAGAUUCUCUCAUAGUUUUUUCAUGCCUGAUCCAUUAAGAGGCGACUUCAAUAUUGACGGUCUGAAUUUCCAAUGGGGCGAAGAGGGAAUAUUCGGAAUGAGCUUGUCCCCUCGAACUGAACUCGGCUACAGAUUAUUAUAUUUCAGUCCUUUGGCUUCUCACAGAGAAUUCGUUGUUUCCACACAAACUCUGCAAAAUAGUUCGAAAGUAGAAGAUAGUUGGAAGGAAUUCUUCGCGUUGGAUGAAAGAGGACCGGAUUCUCAUACUACUUCUAGGGUUAUGGAUGAUAACGGCGUGCAGUUUUUCAAUCUUAUCGAUCAGAAUGCUGUCGGUUGUUGGAACUCGAAAACGCAAUAUAAUAAUAAAAAUCACGGUAUCGUGGAUAAGGAUAACGUCAAAUUGAUAUUUCCUUCAGAUGUUAAAGUCGACAGAAACAAUAAUUUAUGGGUCAUGUCAGAUAGAAUGUCUAAUUUCUUGAUGUCAUCAUUGGAUUAUAGUGAGAUUAAUUUCAGAGUAUUUUUCGCUCCAAUCGAUGUUUUAAUAAAAGAUACUGUGUGUGAAGUUCCCAAUUAUGAACCUGUUUUUUACAGCCAAAAUAACCAAUAUUUUUCGAAAGCUCCCUUACAAAAAUAUUAUAAUGUGUUUGGCCAUAACUUAUAUUAACUAUUAUAAAUGAUUGUAAAUUAUUGAAAAUGAUAUAAAUAUAUUUAAUGAAAUGUUUUUCUUAAUACUUUCAUUAUCCAUUUUCAUCCAAAAGGGCUCAGCUUCGUAAGAUAUGACAAGACUAAAGAAAACCUCAUCUAGGUCUUCGAAUAUCAUUUUUGUCGCUUGCAGAGAAGUUUCUGUUUACUAAAACGUUAGAAAACGCGCUUAAUUUUGUAGGUAAAGAAAAAUUAAUUUCAAAAUUGGCUGAGUAUUAUUUAAUUAAUGCUCUAUGUCCAUCUAUUCUUAUAUGAUCUAUUUUAUGCCCUCUCCAGACUCUCCAUAGGUACUACAAGUGCUAGCUAUCCACACUCUCGAUUGAUUCAAUUCCUCGCUACUUCUGCUACAAAAUGGACGUGAUUCAAUUGACAUUUAUACACGAAAAGGACUAGUUGAAACUUUUUUCUUUAAGAUAAUUUUCCAGAUUUUAUCUACUUUAUAUCUACAAUAUACUACAACACAAAAAUUAUUCGUUGUACUUCAUAAAAAGUGGUAAAAUUUCCAGCUACUUUUAGACGAAGAGGUAUAGGAAGUAUUAGAAUGAAUGUUGUUAGUGUUAAUUCCUGUAUCAGUACACCAACACUUUCAAUUACACUGUCUGACUGAGUGUUUCGAUAACCAAAUUAUCAUCUUCAGAAACUGACUCGUACCACAUUAUCUUGCAGUGUUUUGAUUUAAAUGGGACUAUCCUUGUAUACUCUACUUUCAAUUUAAUUUCAAAACGAAGUUAAAUGAAUCUCAUUACAAGUUAUCAAUUGAAAAAAAGUCAAUAGUGGUGAAUGAUUUUGUCAAAAUAUCAUAUGUAUAACGUCAGAUUCGUGCUGAUAUUUACAAAUCAUUUUUUCGUCUAUCACUUCUCAAAAUAUAUUUUUACAAUCAAUCAAUUUUUACAUGCUUUAUAGUCGUGAGUAAUAAAAUAUUAUAUCUAUUUUACGAGCUUAGAUCAAACAUGACUUGUACGUGGGUAAUUGUGCGAUUGUUUCGCAAAUAUAUCAAAGAAAAUAUCAUCGAAAAUAUAUUUGGAGCUUUAAAGAUUUCUCGAAUUGCUUAUACUA